CAACGCGGCCAGGGUGGAGCAGGGACUCAACCUCCAGAUCAGGCUGUCGGAGCACACAGAACGUCCUGCUGACCUGGACAAGCUCAAGCCCUACAUCAUCGAGCACAUCCUGGUCCUGUUGGUUGCCCCAGCGACGGGCUGCUGCUCCGCCAACGGGGAGUUAAACAUUGGAAUUUGUAUGUUGAAUUCAGGAGGAAAGAAGCUUUAUGUGAAGGAAAUGCAGUUGUUAUCCAAAGUGGACAGUUCUCUGGAGUUCAGCCCAGUCCUGCUGAGAACAUCAGCAACAAACUUCACACAAGUGGCUACUCUAGCCUGCAGAGCAGGGUCUCUGCCAGGUCAGGGUAGAAGAUGCUCCAGUCAUAUUAGCCUACUGGUCCUGGGGAAUCACACAGUGAACACUUUCCCUGGCUUCCACAGCACACACAGGGGGUUGGAGCUGUCUAAUCUCUUCCAGGUGAGGCAGAAAGGUGCAGACCACGUGGACCUGUGGCUGACCAACACCCUCCACUUCCCCCUCACCGUCCAGGAUGCCAUCCUCUCCCCGGAGUCCCAGGGCUUACUCAGGGUGGUCAACUUCAGCGGGGCAGUGUCAGUGCCCCAGGGUGGCUGCUGGCGGAUCCUCUCCCUGCAGCUCCUCAACAGGAGCCUGCCCCUAAACCUACUCUCCACCCUCUCUCUGACCACUGGUUUGUGUCUGGCCCUGAAACUACCCCUCCACUUUCACUCCACCCUGGCCAAGCAGGGUAAUGUUGUGUUUGAAGCGGAGGGGGAGUAUGCCCGACCAUGUCCUCUCAGACUGUCAGAAUCAGGUCGUGUCCAGUGGCAGCGCUCUCUCCUCCCAGACUCCUCCUCCUGGAUGCUGGACAGCAGACUGGCCUCGGAGCUCUGCGCUCGCUGGCAAAUCCGCAAAGACCAGCUGCCCUGCAGGUGGCCCAGACUACCAGCGGAGACCUCGUCCCCUCUAGACUUUGGUGCAGUCCCUGUCAAUGAAAGCAAGGUUAAGCUGCUGACUCUGAAAAGCCCCUCCUCCUCUGUGGUCUAUGUGGAAAUCAGAGCCCUCUCCCUGUACCCGGCCCCCCUGGAAGCCCUUGACCUCCUCACCAAAUGGUUCAACAUCAGCCCCCUCUCUGUCAAUAUCAGCACUACGGAGUUCACUCUGCUGCCUGCAGAGCACAAGGGGGGUGAGGGAGUCCUGCGUUUCCUCCUCCAGCCGUGGGAGAGCAGGGAGGUGGCCGUGGUGUUCACCCCCUCCGAACACAAACCCACCACCACCAUCCUACUCAUCAGGAACAACUUGACAGUGUUUGACAUGGUGACGGUGCGGGGCCAUGGGUCCAAGGAGCUGCUGAGAGUGGGGGGCAAGUUGCCGGGCCCCGGGGCCUCAUUACGCUUCAAUGUCCCUCAGUCCACCCUCAUGGAAUGCCGAGACGGCCUGCGUGCCAACAAGCCUCUGUUUGCCAUCCGGAAGAGCUUCAAGGUGGAGAACGCCGGGGAGCUGCCCCUUACGGUCACGUCCAUGAACAUCAACGGCUACAAGUGCCAGGGCUUCGGCUUCGAGGUGCUGCAGUGCAGGUCAUUCAGCCUGGACCACAACUCCUCGUCCGAGAUCACCAUUGCGUUCACUCCAGACUUCACGUCGUCCUGGGUGAUCCGGGACCUGUCCCUGGUGACGUCGCGCGGCUCAUUGUUCCCCUUCACCCUCAACGUGACGCUGCCCCACCACAUGCUGCCCCUCUGUGCUCAAGUGGUGCCCAGACCCAGCUGGGAGGAGACAUUCUGGGUGGUCACCCUCAUCUUCACCUGCUUCUCCCUGGCAGGUGUUUGUCUGAUGGCUUUCCACCAGGCCCAGUACAUCCUGUCUCAGUUUUCCAGCCCCACCACAAGGAGCAUCUACAAUUCUGCCCUGUCCCGGGACAACGGCCCCGUCAACAACAUCACCCCCAACGGAGUCAAUAAAAUGAAGGGCAGCUGCAAGACGUACGCGGAGACCUGCCACAACUCCGACAAAGGAAAGGGGCGUGGCUCCCCGGCAGUGGCCAACAGCUCCACCCCCCGACCACAGCCCUUCUCCUCUUCCUCCUCCUCCAAGAAGGGUGCCUCCGCCACCCCCUCCCAGCCACAGAAGAAACAUAAGGUGUCCGUUUACUACGGCAAGUACAAAACCAGCUCCUCCGCCACAGCGGCGACGGUGCCCGAGGAAGAGCGGGAACUAGACCUAACUCCCGACCUGGGAACCCUGGAACCUUACCUGAGCACGGACGCCUGCAACAACAACGAGCCCACGUUCCUCUGUGAAAUCGACGUUAAGAAAACGACACGGCACUUUAAGGAAGUUCCCCCACAGAGAGCCGCCCAGCGGGAGGACAGCAAGGGGCCAGCGGCCGUUAUGUUUCCCGUGGAAACACAAGCCGGCUUCCCCGACAAUGUCACUGUGGGCCCGGGCCCCCGACCUGGUCUCCUGCUGUGCAGCCCCGUGACAGAGAAAGGGUACGACCUCGGUACACAUUCGCAGUUUGCAGAGAAGAGGGACACAACAGAGAAAAGGGACAACUCUGAGCUGGAGACCAAAGAGGAUGGUAAAAGCCAGAGGAAGAAGGCAGAGAAGACGGAGGCUGGUGUCCCAGCCGGGAACAACAAGGCAAAAAAGAGUCGCAAGAAGAACACAGAGGGGAUUUCUGGGCUACCUGAACACAGCGUGGUUGUGAUGUCAGUGCAGGAGAGGGAACCGGAGUGGAGAACGGGAGAACAACAACAGAAUAUGAACGGAACCUGCACUCGGAACCGCUGCUCCACAGGAAAAACAGACGCACCAAAGCCCAGCCCCAACCCCGGCAGCCCCCUCAAACAAAACGGUGUGUGUCUGGUGCGGCCACGGCGGAAGUGUGUGGAGCGGCGCGUGGCUUGCGAAUCGGGCUCAGACUCGGGCAGCUCAUCAGGCAGCGUGCGGGCGAGCCGCGGCAGCUGGGGCAGCUGGAGUUCUGCCAGCAGCGUUGAGGGAGACAAGGACCCCGACGCCCCGCACCAGCGCACACACCACUGCGCUACCUCAGCCAGGAAAAGGGACUCCAUGCAGUACGGCGUCUACCCAGCCGAGAGGGACUGCUACCAGACCAUGAACUCCACCUACAAGGCCCAGAGCAUGAAUAACCUGUACAGGAAGGAGCCUUGCCAAAGCUCAACAGAACCCGCCCCAGUGCCCCCCAGCUUUGCCCCCUGCUUCGCUUCUGUAGAAGCCCGCACGGACAGCACCGUGGAUGUGGCGGGCCAGUAUUUUCCUGAGGAGACUUGGUCGGCUCCCUCUGUGCCCCUCACCAAUGAGUUCAGGUACAACGCCUCAGAGGCCGUGCCCUACGUACCUCAAGCCUCAGCCCCCUUCAAUGGCUUCCCUUGGAACAGUGCCAACAGCCAAUGUAACAGCCCGUAUGCAUACUGUGGCCAGGGCAACUACAUGUCAGCAGGCAACACCAACUUCCACAACAGUUUCCCGUGCCAGCCAGAGAGCCAGGCGGUAGCCUACAGCCACCGGCCCAGCUGGAGCGAGGAGUGUUCCCAGGAGGCUCCCUCAUCCUGGGAUACAGCCGGCUGUGUGGGCAGCAAGCCAUAUUUCCCUGGCACCAGGAGCCUGUCCCCCAUGUCCAGUCUGUUCGGUUCCAUCUGGACCCCCCAGAGAGGGCCAUACCAAAGCCACUUCCAGCCCGAGCGCUCAGUCCCCAUGUCCCCAGUGUGCCCCGUCUGCCCCAUCACCCCACCUCACGCCCCCUUCAACCGGGAGCCCGGGGGCAUGUGCCGCCCCAAGCAGUACUCCAGCUUCAACCCUUUCGGCCCCCACAUGAACCUGGACUUCUGGAACUCCUCAUCCAACCGCAGCUCAAACUCGCAGCUGUCCAACGACUCGGGCUACAGCGGCGACGUUUAAUCAAAAACCUGGCAUUACCGACGACAACAAACAAAAACGAUGCUAUAAAAUAGAGGAACAAGAAAUGAAUGUGCUUUUAUCGAUAAUGGGGGGAAAAAUGUGAAUAUUCCUUUACUUUUUAUGUUCCUUUUUUUUCAAACGUUCAAUGUUGUGAAAAGUUAAGCAUUUGUUGUAUAUUUUUCUAGUUGUUUUGCAGUUUUGAUCAUAGAAAAUAAAAAAUGUUUAAAAAAAAUUGUA
Molecule: messenger RNA, 4153 nt
Organism: Oncorhynchus gorbuscha (pink salmon)
Lineage: Eukaryota; Metazoa; Chordata; Actinopteri; Salmoniformes; Salmonidae
Product: transmembrane protein 131-like
Exons: 26
Coding region: 179-3916 (1245 amino acids)
Cellular component (GO): membrane
Source: RefSeq, a predicted model, not a curated record